AGCUUAGUUUAGCGGUAGAAGGCUUCAGUCUACCGGCGGCUGGCCGUUGUGCAUGAAGGAAUGUCAUCCUUUGAUGGCCUGCCCAGAGAAGAACUGAUGCAGAAGGUUGUCGAGCUCCAGCAAGGUCUAGCAGAACUCUCAGAAAAGGUUGACACCGUGAAGGGCGAGAAUACGCAGCUGCGGGAGGAGAACAACGUCCUAAAGGACUACCUCAACAAUUUGAUGGCCAAGGUUGGGAAGAUGCCGAACCUGGGCACCACGGCGCCCUCCAAGGUGAUGCUGCAGCAGAACCCCGACGGCGCGCAGCCGGUGAAGGUGAACGACCACAUCGGCGAGCUGACCGCUCCGGCCAUGGACGAUUGAGCGUCGUCUUGUUCCCAGCGCGGGCGAAAAUUCGGCGGCGAAUUCGAAGAGUUCGGCUCAGGCGCAGCUUGG
Effrenium voratum is the source of this 435-nucleotide messenger RNA. The record is from the annotation of a GenBank genome assembly. NCBI's taxonomy places the organism in Eukaryota, Dinophyceae, Suessiales, Symbiodiniaceae.